AUGGACAUAUUGGUUAUUGCAGAUGUGUUACUGGCAGUAGCGGUUGCGCAAAGUGGGUAUGAGUACAAUAAACCUGGUAGACCUUUUGGCUCCGUAACACCGACUACGCCUGGUUACCAACCGAGUCAAACAAGCGGUUAUCCUGGCUCACCUACUCCUUCUCCUUACCCAAGUGGUCCGCAAAAUGGUGAAUAUCCUGGAACGGGGUCAGGUUCGACGCCUAGGUACCCGUCAGGAUCAUCUAACUAUCCUAAUAAUGACCAAGACUAUAACUAUCCAGAACAGCAAAACAGACCAGACUACCAAAGUGGGACUCCAGGACGUCCUGGAUUUGGACCAAGUGCACCCGGUUACAGACCUGGAUCAUCUGACACAUCCGGAUUCAGACCUGGAUCUCAAACUGGCCCAAGCUUUAGUCCUGGAUCUCCUGGCGGACCUAGUUUUGGUGUAGAUGAUACAGGUGCAUACGAAGGCGGCGAUUUUUCUGCUAUUCCUGGUGAACCUGAUAUAGAUUAUCCUAUACUCUCAGUAGUUCCUCAGACAUCUUUUAGCUGCGAAGCCCAAGCUUAUCCUGGGUAUUACGCCGAUGUUGAAACGCGCUGUCAAGUUUUCCAUGUUUGCGCAAACAAUAUGACUUAUGACUUUUUAUGUCCUAAUGGAACUAUUUUUUCACAAGAAUUUUUUGUAUGCGUAUGGUGGAACCAAUUUGACUGUAAUUCUGCGCCAAGUUAUUUUGAACUAAAUGCAAAUCUUUAUGAUUAUUCUAUUACUGGAUCCCAAUAUCCUCAACACGGUGGAAUACCUCAAGGCUCUUACCCUGGUAGUAAUGGACCUCAAGGACCAUCAUCUAAUUAUCCUGGUACUACAAGCCCUCAAGGGCCAUCGUCAGGCUAUCCAGGUAGCUCAGGACCAUCUACUGGCUUCCCAGGAGAUAAUGGACCCUAUAGACCAUCCACUGGUUACCCAGGCAGCACUGGACCUCAAAGACCAUCUUCUGGUUAUCCUGGUAGCACUGGAGGUCAAGGCCCAUCAGCUGGAUACCCAGGAAGUACUGGACCGCAAGGCCCUGUUACUAGUUAUCCUGGAAGUACAAGACCACAAGGACCAUCUAGUGGCUAUCCAGGUAGCUCAGGACCUCAAGGCACAUCUCCUGCAUAUCCAGGAAGUACAGGACCACAAGGACCAUCAACUGGAUAUCCUGGAUCACAAGGCCCUAGUUAUCCCGGAAGUAGUUCACUACAACCAGGAUAUUCCGGACAACAGGGAUCUGGAACGUAUCCAGGUUAUCCAUCAGGCCCAAGUUCAUCAGGAACUUACCCAGGAUCACAAGGUACAACAAGUUACCCUGGUACCAGGCCGGGAAGUGGCCAAGGAUAUCCAUCAGGUAAACCUUCCGGGCCUAGCUUUCCAACUGGUACUACAAGACCAAGCGACGGCAAAUAUCCAAGCUCUCAACCUAACAGAGAGUACCUCCCACCUAGACCC
Molecule: messenger RNA, 1485 nt
Organism: Brenthis ino (lesser marbled fritillary)
Lineage: Eukaryota; Metazoa; Arthropoda; Insecta; Lepidoptera; Nymphalidae
Source: the annotation of a GenBank genome assembly